AUGGUCAACCUCAUUAUUGUUCCGCGGUCUAAGAACCUCCGGAAGAUCAAUUGCGACACGGAUCCAAGAACUAAGGUCCAGGCUAUUAUCAAUGAAUAUUCCAAUGUGAAUAAGAUCAACCCAAACAGGGUCAGAAUCUCUGUUGUUGAGGACGAGGAAUCAAAGGACAAGAAAUCUGUCAGAAAGACAUUGAAGAACGAGAAAACCUUGGAAGCCAAUGGCCUUGACUUCUCCAAAACAGACACAAUUACCGUUUAUGCCAAAGAUGUGGGUCCGCAAAUCGACUGGAGAACAGUGUAUCUGAUUGAAUAUUUCGGGCCGAUACUGAUCCACUCCUUGGUCUACUUCUUGCUCUAUAACCCAGAAUUCAACACUCCUACCCAAGUUGCCUCUUACGUUUUGUCGACUUUGCACUAUUUGAAAAGAGAAUACGAAACCACUUUCAUUCACAUGUUUUCUGCUGACACCAUGCCUCUGAAGUACCUUUUUAGAAAUUCCGGUCAUUACUGGAUUUUCAAUGGACUCUUCAUUGCUCUUUGUGUCUAUGCUCCUCAGAGAUACUACACAGGAAUUCAAAAGUACAUUUUCCACGUUGAGGACAGAACUCUUGACGAAUUGUACGUGUUUGCUGGUUUGUGGGCCACUUGCGAGUUGGCCAACUUCUACUGCCACUAUUUGCUCAUGAAGCUGAGAAGUGACGGAUCAAGAGAAAAGAGAAUCCCAUACGGGUUCUUCUUCUCUCUAGUUUCCUUCCCUAACUACUUCUUCGAGAGUCUUGGAUGGUUGAUUUACGCUAUCAUGAACAACAAUUGGUCUUCGUACCUGUUCUUCAUCAUCGGAACCGGAACCAUGAUGGUCUGGGCCAAGCAAAAGCACAGAAACUAUAAGAAGACUUUUGGAGACGACUACCCAAAAAACAGAAAAGCCAUGAUUCCAUUUAUUUUCUAG
Ogataea philodendri is the source of this 948-nucleotide messenger RNA. RefSeq lists its product as uncharacterized. Bases 1 to 948 code for a protein of 315 amino acids. Gene Ontology annotation, molecular function: oxidoreductase activity, acting on the CH-CH group of donors. The transcript has a single exon. The record is from RefSeq and is a predicted model, not a curated record. NCBI's taxonomy places the organism in Eukaryota, Fungi, Ascomycota, Pichiomycetes, Pichiales, Pichiaceae. Gene Ontology annotation, biological process: very long-chain fatty acid biosynthetic process.